Molecule: messenger RNA, 6423 nt
Organism: Xyrauchen texanus (razorback sucker)
Lineage: Eukaryota; Metazoa; Chordata; Actinopteri; Cypriniformes; Catostomidae
Product: semaphorin-4C-like
Exons: 16
Coding region: 521-3112 (863 amino acids)
Biological process (GO): negative chemotaxis; muscle cell differentiation; positive regulation of cell migration
Molecular function (GO): semaphorin receptor binding; chemorepellent activity
Source: RefSeq, a predicted model, not a curated record
UACUGGAGUUGCGCUUCCCAUCCGUUAGAGCGCUUCAGUAAACCACCUUUGUCUCUGGCUGAAGAAUCAGAGGACUUCCUUUUAACAAGGGCGGCGGGUUCAAGUUAGUGAAACGGAGGGGAACUGCUUUGAAGAAGUGAAUCGGGACUGGUUUAAUAUAGCCUCCCUCUUCAGAACUACUACAAAGGGAGUGAACGGAGAGUGUUCCGCUGCGUAAACCGACACCGACCAUCGCACCGCUCGCUCUUCCAGCCGUCUACGAAAGAAAGCAUGUGGGGGGGGAGAAGGAACUGAGAGUCUUUCUCUGGGAAAUUUUGGGAUUUCUUGUUCACGUUUUGAGAUGCUGCCGUUAUAAGAAGAAGCGCAGUGUGUUUCCAUGCGUUUUGGACGCGCUGACAGCCCGUGUGUGUUACGCACUGACUCACCAAAGGAGCUGUUGUGCAUCUGGAUCCUCCGCGCCUCUUCGUUCAACCAGAAUCAGCAUUCAGUGGAUUAAAAUAAAGCAAGUGGGAUUGGCGAAAUGGGCUGCGCCAAAGUUCUUCUUGUGAUGUUCGUGAUAGGGUUUGAAAAGGGGAUUUGCGUCAACUGGAACCCCAUCGCACGCAAGACCGUUAAAUAUAAUGAUGUGCAUGACAGUAUGGCAAGGUUUCGCUCUGUUGGGGUGUGGAACUACACUAUGUUGACCCUGGCAGAACAUGAGAGGGUUUUGUACGUGGGAGCCCGAGAGCACAUCUUCGCCCUGGAUCCCAACGACAUCAGCAGACAGCUCCGACCGCAGAUUGAGUGGUCUGCUCCUGUGGAAAAGAAAAGAGAGUGUGCAGCGAAGGGGAAAAAUAACCAGACUGAGUGUUUCAACUACAUUCGCUUCUUGCAGAGCUACAACCACACACACCUAUACACAUGUGGAACAUAUGCCUUCCAGCCCAAAUGCACCUACAUUAAUGCAGAUCACUUCAAUCUGGACAGUGCCGCCCUAGAGGACGGCAAAGGAAAGUGCCCUUACGACCCUGCCAAGGGUCAUACAGGACUCAUUGUUGACAAAGAGUUGUACUCCGCCACCCUUAAUAACUUCCUGGGCACAGAGCCUGUGAUCCUGAGGAACCUGGGACAGCAACAUUACAGUAUGAAGAGUGAAUACCUACCUGCUUGGCUCAAUGAGCCAAACUUUGUGGGUUCUGCACUGGUGCGGGAGAGCCGGAACAGUAAAGAUGGAGAUGAUGAUAAGAUCUACUUCUUCUUUAGUGAGAGAGCAGUGGAGCUGGACUGCGACAGUGAUCUGACAGUGGCACGAGUGGCACGUGUUUGUAAGGGAGACCUAGGAGGUACACGGACCCUGCAGAAAAAGUGGACCACCUUUCAGAAGGCUCAGUUGAUGUGCUCCCUCCCAGAGCGCCACAUCACCUUUAAUAACCUGCGGGCCGUCUUUACCCUGCCUGGAGCAGACUGGAGGAGCACAAGUUUCUAUGGCAUCUUCCAUGCACAGUGGGGGGAUGUGGAUGCGUCUGCUGUGUGUCAGUAUCAGAUUGGGGAGGUGAAAACUGUGUUCGACGGGCCAUAUAAAGAAUACAGGGAGUCGUCUCAGCGAUGGGGCCGGUACACUGGCACUCUGCCCAGUCCACGACCUGGAGCGUGCAUCACAAACUUUGACAGAGAAAAUGGCUAUAACAGUUCUCUACAGCUGCCUGACGCUACUCUGAACUUUGCCAAGAAACAUCCACUAAUGGAGCUAAAGGUGGAAGCUCGCCCCCUACUGCUUACUAAAGGAAUCAACUUCACUCGCCUCGCUGUGGACAGAGUGAGCUCACUGGACCAGAGAUCCUACAACAUGCUCUUCAUAGGGACAGCGGAUGGAUGGCUACAGCGUGUUGUGAUUUUGGGUUCAGAAGCUCAUGUCAUUGAAGAGAUUCAGCUGUUUGAUCGCCGGCAACCAGUGGACAGCCUCACCAUCUCUCACAGCAAAAAGUAUUUGUACAUUGGCUCACGCUCUGAGGUUCUUCAGCUGCCCUUGGCCAACUGCAGCCGGUAUCAUUCUCAGCCAGACUGCCUGCUAUCCAGAGACCCAUACUGUGCCUGGGACAGCGAGGGACGUGCCUGCAUACGCAUUGACCUCCACCGCGGAUCCACAUCCACACUUUCCCAGGACCUCAUGCUGGAGAGGUUUAACCGAGGAAAAGCCAAGUUUGACAAGCCGAUCUCCAUCCCCAGUCCUGAUCAUUCGAGGUUGAGAAAUGCCACAGUGGUAGUUGGAUCAGAUCUGGUGCUACCUUGCAGUCUGGUUUCUAACUUGGCUCAACCCUUUUGGGAACUCAACGACCGUGAACUCACCCUAGUAGAAGGUGAGGCCAUGGGACCACGAUUCGACAAAGCACUUCGUGCCCUUGUUGUCCCCCAAGCUGGUCCACUUCAAGCAGGCCGCUACAUCUGCUACUCUGAGGAGCAGGGAGUAAAGUUCCAGAUGGAAAGAUACCAGGUCGCAGUGGUGGCCAGUGCGCCUGUCUUCAUGGAGGCCCGCACACCUGAUGGCAGCAUGGGUUUAUUCUGGGUACUGGUGAUAACAUUAGGCGCCGUUUGUCUGUUGCUGCUUAUUGCUUCCCUGUACCUUCGUAGAAGACUUAAGCUAGCCCUGGGCAAAGGGGCUGAGAUGAAGCCAUUGGAGAGCACUUUAGUGUACCCCAUUACCUUACCCAAAGAGCCGACUAGCCGUCCGCCAUUUGUGCCAAGCAAAAUGGCCAGCGAUGAAGACCGCUUCUGGGAAACAGGGGCUAAUUAUUUCUACACUGAUGGGUCCCUGAAAAUUGUGCCCGGACAUGCCAUGUGCUCAACCGGCAACUCAGCCUCUCCAAGUUCCAUUCCAGGUCAGCCUAUUCACUCACCAAGUAGGUUAAGCCUCACCAACAUCAGAAACUCGAGCACCAAUGGAUACAUCCGCCUGAAUCUGAGCACAGCCAGGGAGGAGAGAGGGAGCGGAGGAGCAGGUAUGGGCAUGGGGAGCGGACUUGGGCUGGGCACCCGAGAGAACGACUACUCUAGUCCAUUUAAAGAGGAGCUCCGGAGAACUCUGCAGCAGAGGACCGUCCUGCCCGAUGCCAACCCAGAGGAGUCUUCUGUGUAGAUCUUGUAGAAAACACAGAAUACAUCACCUACCUCCCACCUGCUUGGGGAACUCUGUCUCCAUUCUACUCUUCUCUACUCGCAACUUAUUCCUUCUCUGCCAACACUUUUGCCGUGGCAAACAUCUUCCGUGCCACAAGGCCACCAUGCUUCACAACAUUCCCUUCGAUUAUUCUGGUUCUCGCACUUCUAACAAUCUAAGUUGCUCUUAGAAGCAGCCUCACACAAGACUGAACAAAUCUUGCCAAUCUUUUGUAAAUGUCUUUAUUUCAAGGACCUGACAAUAGGGCCUUGUGUUGAGCAUGGCUAACAGGCAAACACAGGUAAUCUCUGAGAGGAAUCUGAUGAGCCAAAUGUAGCUGUCAUUCUGAUCUGUGUUAGGCAGAGUUCUGGCAACAGAUCAUAUUUAUUAGGCAAGCUGGAGGAUGCAGAGCCCUGCUCUCUAAGUUUGACAUCCAGGCUGCUUUCCUCAGUCAAGGCAGGUGUUUGGACAGGUUUCUUGCACUCUUUGUGAAUAGAAAAACAUGUGAGAGAAGACCAAGUGGACAAGCAAAAACUUAAAUCGCUAGAUGACAAUCACAACAUUACAUCUCAGAAGAGAAAAUGGAGGACACAUUGUUAAAGAGAAGAGAGAAAAACUAUUGAGUGAGCUGAAAAAAGAAACAGAACUCAAAACACAGACAAAUGCUUUGUCUUUCUUUACUGCUCAAUAACUUUUUUAAUAUUAUCUUUUUUUCCCCGAGAAUGUGUCAUGAGACUUGCAGCACUAAUAAUAUAUUGUGAGGUUUUUCUGUCUGUUUAUUGCUACUGUUAAAGAAGGAUUUAUUUUUUACUAUUACGAGUUUCAGCUGAAAUGUGAAAGGAAACUAGCUCGUGUUCUUGUUCACCUCAAAAAUUUCCCUACAUGAUAAACCAGGUGAAUGAAGACACACGAUAGAAGGAAACUUUGCUUCUGGUCUGGUUUAGAAGACUCCGCCCACAUUCUCAAGCCAAAAUAUUCCUCAUGAACAGGAUCCUUCAAGGACUACCAGUAGAUGAGCUUGUUAUUAAGUCCAGUUUAAGUGACCAAUCAGAAGCUAUGGCUGAUGAAACACAGUGUGGGCUUUGCUACUCUUAAACAGAGACUAAACACAAAAACAGAGUGAAACCAGAAAGCCGAGGACACUUUCAUUCUGUUGACCUUGAUUGUGAAGACAAAUAAUGACCCUGCGUGGUGAAGAGGCACUACGAUGGUCAUCACUGGGCCCAUAUUCCAUUGCAUGAUGUUCUGCUAAAUAUAUUGUAUAAUUUUCAACAAUCAAACAAUAAUCUCAUACUACACUGCCUGGCCAAAGAACUUCACCAUUUGGAUUUAAAUAAGCAGAUACUUAAGAGCCUAUGAUUGGAUCAUUAUUGCAGUGAUUAAUAUGUUUCUGCUGGCAAACAUUCUUUUAACCCUAACUGAUGCAGUGUGUAGCUUCUCAUUUCUUUAGCAACCAUGUCAGAAGGCGUAUCCCGUUGUCGUGGAAGAAAUUUUACUGUGUUUCAAAAGGAGCAAAAUAUUGGCCUGCAUCAUGCAAAGAAAACAAAGGAGAUCGCUGAAAUCAAUGGAAAUGGUUUAAGAACUGUCCAACGCAUUAUUACAACCUGGAAGUGGUGAACCGUCAGCUUCGUGGAAGAAAUGUGGUCGGAAACAAAUCUUGAAUUAUCAUGAUUGGAGAUCACUAAAAGUACAGGAUUGGGACUAAACAGCUGUGUGGCCACAAGAAAGACACUUGUUAAUGAGGCUAACUGGAAAAAACUACUUCAGUUUGCUAGGGAGCAUAAAGAUUGGACUGUGGAGCAAUGGAAAAAGGUCAUGUGGUCUAAUGAGUCCAGAUUUACAAUAUUCCAAAGCAAUGGGUGGAUCAGGGUAAGGAGGGAAACGCAUGAAACAAUGCAACCAUCAUACAUAGUGCCCUCUGUACAAGCCUCUGGAGGCAGUGUCAUGAUCUGGGGUUGCUUCAGUUGGUCAGGUCUAGGCUCAGCAACAUCAUGCGGCAAUAAAAUGAAGACAGCUGACAACCUGAAUGUACUGAAUGACCAGGUUAUCCCAUCAAUUGAUUUUUUUCUUCCUUGACGGAACAGGCAUUUAACAGGACGACAAUGCCAAGAUUCAUCGGGCACUGUGAAAGAGUGGUUCAGGGAGCAUGAGGAAUCAUUUUCACAAUUGGCCACCACAGAGUCCUGACCAUAACCCCAUUGAGUGUCUUUGGGGUGUGCUGGAGAAGACUUUACAACUGGUUCCACUCUCCCGUCAUCAAUACAAGAUCUCGGCCAAAAAUGAAUACAACUCUGGAUGGAAAUAAAUGUUUUGACGUUGCAUAAGGUUGUCAAAACAAUGCCACAACGAACGCCAUAAUCAAAGCUAAAGGCCGUCCAACGAAAUAUUAGAGAAUGCAACUUUUUUUUCUUGGCCAGGCAGUGUAUAAACAUAAUAUAACAAAAAGAAGAAAAGUUUUCAUACAUGUGCCUCUACACCUUGGGUGAAGCCAAAGCAGACUGCAGACAUGUUUUUAAUCCUCCUCUUUUUUAUGUUCUGGAUUUUGUCCAUUGCACAAAACUAAAGUGUUGUCAGAAAUCUUUGUUACUACUAAUCUUGUUUUGGUGGAAUGCUAUUCUUAGUGGCAUGAUAGCUUUACAGUUUUCUCAAGCAGCUUUUCAUUCUGCUAUUCACUUUGUUCUAGUCUAUGAUCCAGUCUGUGCCGCGCAGCAUAAGAGGGAAGAAAAGACUGGUUAGAAAAGAUCUUUGUACUAAAAUGUAUGCUGAAAAAACAGAAUCCUUUCUGCCAGGACUUCUCAGGGUGGACUUUUGACUCAAAAUCUUGAAAUUGUGAAAUCUUAUAGUCCUUAAUUUCACUCAUCGCUUUGAUAAGCCUAUGUAAGUAAUGACCUAAAGUCAGACUUAAGAAUGACAUAAGUUCACUGAGAAGACAGGAAGUGUUGCAAAUGCUUAUUUGCAUUACAUAUGGCUUUUUUGGACUGACUCAAAAAUGCUUCCCAGUAUUCCCUGCUUGAUAAAAUAAAAUACGGUCAUCUCAAGUGCAUUUCAUCUCACUUGGCUUUAAAUCUGCUGUUUCUUUGUGGUUGCCAUUUCAAUUUUUGUAUUACUUUUUUUUCUUUCAUGUUUCCUUGCAUAAAUUUUUUUUUUUUUAAGUAAUUAUGUUAAGUAACUUAUUUUUUGCUUGUACAAAAAGUUGAUAUUUAUUAUCAUUGUACAUAUACCCCUAUUUUUUAUAAAUGUAUAUAUCUUCAGAAAAUAAAAGUACAGACCAGUUCACAAUGUGUUGGGUG